AUGGCCUCCCCCAACCCCGCCGCGGCCGACGCGUCGGGGCUGCAGAAGAAACUGGAGGCCGCGGCGGGGGGAAGCGAGGGGCCGCCACCCGCGUACGGCGCCGCGGUGGGGGUGGCGGUCGCGGAGCAGGCCCCGCCCAGGAGGCUCGCGCCGGCGCGGAAGGAGCGCGUCUGCACCGCCAAGGACCGCAUCAGCCGCAUGACGCCCUGCGCCGCCGGGAAGCGCAGCUCCAUCUACCGCGGGGUCACCCGGCAUAGAUGGACAGGACGAUAUGAGGCUCACCUUUGGGAUAAAAGCACAUGGAAUCAGAAUCAGAACAAAAAAGGGAAACAAGUUUCUUUUACAUGGGAAACUACACGGCGCACCAAUCUUGCAGUAUAUUUGGGCGCAUAUGAUGAUGAAGAGGCUGCGGCAAGAGCCUAUGAUCUUGCUGCAUUGAAAUACUGGGGAGCUGGAACACAGAUAAAUUUUCCUGUCUCCGAUUAUACAAGAGAUGUUGAAGAGAUGCAGAUGAUCUCCAAGGAGGACUAUCUUGUAUCUCUUAGAAGAAAGAGCAGUGCCUUCUCUAGGGGAUUACCAAAAUAUCGUGGGCUUCCCAGGCAGCUCCAUAAUUCCAGAUGGGAUGCUUCUUUGGGACAACUACUUGGCAAUGACUACAUGAACCUCAGUUGUGGAAAGGGCAUUGCACUGGAUGGAAAAUUUGCAGGAAGCUUUGGGUUAGAGAGGAAAAUUGAUUUAACAAAUUACAUUAGGUGGUGGGUACCAAAAAAGACACGGCAAUCAGAUACAUCAAAAGCAGAAGAGGUCGCUGAUGAAAUCCGUGCUAUAGAAGGUUCAGUGCAACUGACUGAACCCUAUAAGCUGCCUUCUCUUGGCCUCGGUUCCCAUUCAAAUCCCUCUUCAGCGGGGCUAUCUGCGUGCAGUAUCUUAUCUCAGUCUGGUGCCUUCAAAAGCUUCUUGGAGAAGUCUACAAAAUUAUCUGAAGAAUGUACAUUUAGCAAAGAAAUAGAUGAAGGAAAGGUUGUCGUGUCAGUACCUACUACUGGACAUCAUACAUCUCCAGUUGACAUUAACAUGAAUGGGUUGCUAGUACAAAGAGCUCCAUACACAUUGGCCCCUGUUAUGCCUACACCAAUGAAAAGUACCUGGAGCCCUGCCGAUCCUUCCGCGGACCAUCUAUUUUGGAGCAACUUCAUCUUGCCAUCGAGUCAACCCGUCACAAUGGCGACAAUAACGACAACAACGUUUGCAAAGAAUGAGGUGAGUUCAAGUGAUCCAUUCAAGAACCAGGAGUAUGAACAUACCAAAUAG
Messenger RNA from Triticum turgidum subsp. durum (durum wheat), 1311 nucleotides. Lineage: Eukaryota; Viridiplantae; Streptophyta; Magnoliopsida; Poales; Poaceae. The record is from the annotation of a GenBank genome assembly.